Molecule: messenger RNA, 693 nt
Organism: Centrocercus urophasianus (Greater sage-grouse)
Lineage: Eukaryota; Metazoa; Chordata; Aves; Galliformes; Phasianidae
Product: putative claudin-24
Exons: 1
Coding region: 1-693 (230 amino acids)
Biological process (GO): cell adhesion; bicellular tight junction assembly
Cellular component (GO): bicellular tight junction; plasma membrane
Molecular function (GO): structural molecule activity
Source: RefSeq, a predicted model, not a curated record
AUGGCGUGGAGCUGCAACGCCAGGGUCCAGGUGGGCGCGAUGCUGCUGGCGCUUUUCGGGUGGGUCUCGUCCUGCGUCACCACCUUCGUGCCCCUCUGGAAGAACCUCAACCUGGAUUUGAAUGAACUGGAGAUCUGGACCAUGGGGCUGUGGCAGGUGUGCAUCAUGCAGGAGGAGGGGGCCACGGAGUGCAAAGCCCACGACUCCUUCCUCGCCUUGCCGCUGGAGCUGCGCGUGUCCCGCGUCCUGAUGUGCCUCUCCAACGGGCUGGGGCUCCUGGCUCUCCUCUUUGCCAGCGUGGGCUUGGACUGCUGGAAGACGUGUGAAGGAAAACCCAAUGCCAAGAAACAGCUGCUGCUGGCUGGAGGAGCAGCGUUCGGAGCGGCGGGGAUCACCACUCUCGUGCCCAUCUCCUGGGUCGCCUACACCACAGUCCUGGAGUUCUGGGACGAAGCCGUUCCUGACAUCGUCCCGCGGUGGGAGUUUGGCGAGGCGAUGUUCCUGGGGUGGUUCUCCGGGUCCUUCCUCGCAGCAGGUGGGCUGCUUCUUAUCUACAGCACCUGCCUGAGCCGGACUGCGACGCCCGCUGCACCUCCAGCCACCCGCCCGCUGCGGCCAGCAACACACAGCCCAGCCACGAUGUCACCGUGGAGCCACCACUCACACCCCAAAAACGCCGACCUGGUAAUCUGA